Messenger RNA from Alosa sapidissima (American shad), 2186 nucleotides. RefSeq lists its product as uncharacterized. NCBI's taxonomy places the organism in Eukaryota, Metazoa, Chordata, Actinopteri, Clupeiformes, Clupeidae. The record is from RefSeq and is a predicted model, not a curated record. The coding region runs from base 452 to 1789 and encodes 445 amino acids. The transcript has 2 exons.
GUUUUGGAAGUCUGGAAAGGGGAUGCCAGAACUCUUUUCGUCUGCAUGUCGUCCAUUGAUUGCCCUGUCUGUUGUCUUCCAGACCAGGAAUAAAUGCUGACAAAUCAACUCUUCGCCUCCUCUACAUCACUUCUAGCCAUAGAAAUACUUUUUAGUUAUAAAUCAUGUAACUGACUGGUUAAAGUCGGUUACUUAAACUGGUGCCGUGACCUUUCAAGGAUUCAACUGGUCAGCCAACGCCGAUCGCCGGGGUCAAGCUGUCUGCGUGGUGAAGGUAUUGUGUUCGAAGACCUGUGAUACUUCAUCGACCACACGACUGCAACUGUUUUGGGUUUAAAUACUAAGGUGUACACAUUGUAUCAUUUAAUUUAAUUUUUCUUUUAAAGAACGUACAAUUAAGAGACUGCAAAGUGAUAAUAUUAAGUUCAUAUUUAGUUAUUCAGUUCACAUUAUGGCUAGAGGUAUGUCUGGACAGGGUUAUUUUGAUUAUGCAACACCUGCUGGGAGAGGUAGGGGCAGAGGCCUAUAUAUGAACACAGGAGAAGAGGUUAAAAAGUUAUGUUUCACAGACACUUUGGUGGGGGGCAUGGCUACACACACUGUAGGAUUCACAUCUUUCGCACAGACACCACCUCCACUUAUCAGUGAUAGUGGUAGGGACACACAGGUGAAGGUAGGCCAUGUAUUUACGUUCCCUGUAGGGCCAAAAUCUUCCACACCCAUUGUAUCUACCAAUAGCAAUGACCCCACAGCUGAACUCUGUGACCUAAUUACUGUAUUGGGAAACCAAAUAGGAGAUUCAAUAGCCAGUUGGCUGUUUGCCACUCCUCAGUCUGUUUCACCAUCUAGUAAUGCAGUAUCCUUAGUGUUAGGAGACAGACAUGAUCAUACCAGCAGCACACUUGAUCUCACCAAAGUUAAUGUGAUUGUCAAGCCGGAUGUUCGUGAGCCCGCUGUGUUCAGAGGAGAGGAAUCUGACAAGUGCACAGUGCAAGAAUGGAUAGAGCUGAUGGAGGUGUAUUUAAGAAAGAAGAACUGUCCUGCUUUAGACCGAGCUGAGGAGAUUUUGAGCCAUUUAAUGGGUAGGGCCAAGAAAAUUGUGAAAGUGGGGUUAAAGAGUGUCUCUACCCCUGAUGAGACAGUCCAACCAGAAAUGAUUUAUGAUGCCCUGAGGCAGUAUUUCAGUAAAAGUCCUGUAUCAUGCUUACCGUUGGCGGAUUUCUAUGCCACUCAACCCAGUGUGGGUGAGAGUCCAGUGGACUAUUGGGUGCGUUUGAACACAGCGGCUGAGCAGGCAGAUCGUCAUCUGAAAAAGCAGGGUAGAAAGUUAGAGAACAUGAGUGCAGAGAUUUCUAUGAUGUUCAUAAGGAACUGCAAUGACCCUGACUUGUCCAGUGUAUUUAAGAGCAAGCCAAUGAGCAGAUGGACCUCCACGGAAGUGCAGGAAGCUAUCGAUGAGCAUCAAAGGGAGCACCUGUCUAAGAAGAAGUCAGCUAAUGUUGGGAAAGUUAAAACACUCCAGGUAGCCACAGCUGCUACUUACUCUAUGGCAGAGGUUAAGGAGGAAGUGUCACAAAUGCACCAAGUCCAUUCUGCUCUCCCAGGUCUAGUGAGUGUGCAGGUGCGGAAGGGGGUGCAUUCGAACGUGUCCUUUGUAUGUUGGAGAGGGUGUUGGAAAAGACCAAUCAGACUAACUCACCUGGUGUUCCCCAGUCAGGGCCCUGGGUUCGUGUCACACCCUGCCGUGUCUGUAGCGACAAAACACACUCCACAAGAUCCCAUUGUAUGAGAGAAAGGAGAUGCCUUGCGUGCUUCGAGGUUGGUCAUCAGAGGAGAGAAUGCGCAGCACGCGGUGCUGCUCAGUCAAACCCCACUGCACACAUUCAGGGAAACUAAGCUACCCACAUGCGGGAGGGGACGAUGUGGGUGCAUUUAGUCAGUCCCUCAGCUUAGAAGAUGACAUGUUAUCUGUGUAUGAAGACAGUUGCAAGUCUGCUCCUAGUGGAAGUGUGAUUGUAUGUCAGAAUGUGCACGAGUUAGGGACAUCUGAUAGUUUCUUUUAUACCGAUGCAGUUGUGAAGAAUCAAGUUUUGUUGAAAGCAUUAAUAGACAGCGGUUCCAUGGCCUGUACAAUGAAUGAAAAAGCUAAAACAAAUGAUACAAGAUGUUAGUCUAUGUCCAGACAG